AUGGGUUCAUCAAAAGAUAGUGCUAGUGUCACCAACAUCUCCGUGGAGGAGCACUUUAGCGUCUCUCAGUCUAGCCCCGGUGGACAGUUUGUAGGCCCAACAGAAGAGAUUUCCACCGCAGCGGAAGCACUUAUCGGGAGGUCAACGACAUUAACGGAGGCUCUUAAAGCAGCAUCCAUGAAUGUCGGCCACAAACCAGUUGAAACCACCGACGUGGCUGCCAUAAAAGAGGUGGAAACAAGGGCUAUCGGAGGCGAUAUAGAAAGUGAAGGUGGUGUAACUGCUGUAGCAAGUAAGGCGGUUGCUCGUAACCAAAAAAUAGGAAAAGAUAAUGAGAAGACAAAUCUCGGCGACGUUAUCGCGGAGAUUGAUGUGAAAGUAACGAGGGACAGAGAAGUGACAAGUGAAGACGCAGAAGCAGUGAUUCGGGCUGAGCUGAAUCAUUCUCCUUUCAAUAAUAUUAUUCCUGGAGGUGUUGCUGAAUCCGUCGCUGCAGCUUAUAAACUUAAUCACGAUCCAUCGUCUCUUUGA
This is a messenger RNA of Arabidopsis thaliana (thale cress), 531 nucleotides long. Its product is annotated as Seed maturation protein. Lineage: Eukaryota; Viridiplantae; Streptophyta; Magnoliopsida; Brassicales; Brassicaceae. Bases 1 to 531 code for a protein of 176 amino acids. The transcript has 2 exons. The record is from RefSeq and is marked reviewed. Gene Ontology annotation, cellular component: nucleus; cytoplasm.